AUGCAGCGUCCACAAACCUACGGGCAGUCACCCCCCUUGCACCACCCCGUACCCCAGCAUGUCUCUACGGUUCCCCAGUUGCGCUCGCCCCCUCCUCCCGUGUCGCAAUCGCAAUCGCAACAAGGCUACGGUGGCAGCCCUUACCAACAGCAAGGCGGUACGAGUGGGAACGUAUUCGGCGCAUACGGACAGUUUAUGAAUGAUCCCACGGCGCAAGUGGCAGCGCAGUUUGGCCAGACGGCUUUCAAGCAUGGCCAGGAGUACAUGGAGCAAAACUUCAACCGAUACGUUAACGUCAACGCCCUGAAGCAUUACUUCAACGUCUCCAACUCCUACGUCAUCAACAAGAUAGUCCUCGUCCUCUUCCCUUGGAGGCACAAGCCAUGGUCGCGCAAGCAGUCCGUUGGGCCUAGCGGACAGGAGGGAUGGUACCUUCCUCCGCGAGACGACAUCAACAGCCCCGAUAUGUACAUCCCCGUCAUGGCUGUCGUGACGUACAUCCUUCUCUCUACGCUCCUUGCUGGUCUCCGCGGCCAAUUCCAGCCAGAACUUCUCGGAUACACGGCGUCGACGGCCCUAGUAAUAGUCAUGGCGGAGAUUCUCGGUCUCAAGCUGGGGUGCUACUUGCUGGGCAUCUCGAACGAUUCGCAGCUUUACGAUCUGAUCGCAUACUCCGGCUACAAGUUUGUCGGCAUCAUCGUCACUGUCACUGUAGCUGAGAUCCUGAAUGGUGGCAAGGGUACCGGCGGGUGGAUUGGCUGGGGCGUGUUCCUCUACACUUUCUUGGCCAACUCGCUGUUCUUGAUGCGUUCGCUCAAGUAUGUUCUGCUCCCUGAAAACGCAGCCAACGGUGCCGGUCCUAUGCAGACUGGCGAUUCACGAGCCAAGCGAAACCAGAGGACCCAGUUCCUCUUCUUCUACUCCUACGUUGUCCAGCUACUUUUCAUGUGGAUCCUCUCUUUGCUGCCUGUGUGUCACUCACCCAAUAAGGUUGCGCUACUUGCAUACUUACAAGUCACCAUUAUGGCGCUCCCUCCCAUCGUCACUGCAACUUUGCAGUCUGCUGCCCUUAGUGGCACUUCGAACAUACUGGCCCAGGUCCUCACGGCUUAUCAGACCGAUAAACAACUCGUCAUCGACUGGGUCCCUGUCUUCCAGUUUAUCAUCUUCACCCUCCUUAGCACGCCGCCAAACUUCUUGUGGCAAGGUUUCCUCGAAGAGAGUUUCCCGGCCUAUCACGUCUCGCCCACCAAGAAGGCCAUCGCCUCGGCCGCGGCCAACGACGACAAAGCGCUCGACCGCGAGGCGCGCGAGGACCAGCUCGUGGAGCCCAAGCUCAACAUCCGCAACACGCUUAUCAAGCUGGCCCUCGACCAGACCGUCGGCGCCGCGCUCAACACGCUCGCUUUCAGCAUGUUUAUGCACAGCAUCCAGACGGCCAUGGUGCGUCCGGAGCACCUCGCGGCUGCGCAGCACUCGGGCACCUUCCUGUUUUCUCGUGGCGCCAUUGAUUAUAGCAAUGUCGACUGGCGGUCCGUCGUUGACAAGAGCCAGCUCGAGUUCGUGCCCAUCUUCAUUGCGGGUCUGAAGUUGUGGCCCAUGGUCAGUUUGGUGAACUUUGCCUUUAUCAAGAGCAUUGAGGGUAGGAACUUGGUUGGUUCUCUUGCGGGUGUCGCUUGGGGUAUCUACAUGAGUCUGGUUGCUGCGCGAUAA
Molecule: messenger RNA, 1713 nt
Organism: Colletotrichum acutatum
Lineage: Eukaryota; Fungi; Ascomycota; Sordariomycetes; Glomerellales; Glomerellaceae
Product: YIF1-domain-containing protein
Exons: 7
Coding region: 1-1713 (570 amino acids)
Biological process (GO): endoplasmic reticulum to Golgi vesicle-mediated transport
Cellular component (GO): COPII-coated ER to Golgi transport vesicle; endoplasmic reticulum-Golgi intermediate compartment; Golgi membrane
Source: RefSeq, a predicted model, not a curated record